This is a messenger RNA of Aspergillus ibericus CBS 121593, 273 nucleotides long. RefSeq lists its product as uncharacterized. Lineage: Eukaryota; Fungi; Ascomycota; Eurotiomycetes; Eurotiales; Aspergillaceae. Bases 1 to 273 code for a protein of 90 amino acids. The transcript has a single exon. Gene Ontology annotation, biological process: Mo-molybdopterin cofactor biosynthetic process. The record is from RefSeq and is a predicted model, not a curated record. Gene Ontology annotation, cellular component: cytosol.
AUGAACAGCAUCAACCCCCCCACCUUCCAAAUCCACUACUUCGCCUCAGCAUCCAGCUACACAGGCAAACAAACGGAACGACUCGCCGCCCCGCUGCCCCUCUCACUUCUCUUUGAGACCUUGGAAUCGAUGUACCCGGGUAUUGGGGAAAAAGUGCUUUCGAGUUGUGGGGUGAGUUUGGGGGAUGAGUAUGUUGAUGUGGUGGAUGAUGCGGGCGUCGUUAUUGGCGAGGGGGAUGAGGUUGCGGUCAUUCCGCCGGUUAGUUCGGGGUGA